Molecule: messenger RNA, 12204 nt
Organism: Erinaceus europaeus (western European hedgehog)
Lineage: Eukaryota; Metazoa; Chordata; Mammalia; Eulipotyphla; Erinaceidae
Gene: PHC3
Product: polyhomeotic homolog 3
Exons: 16
Coding region: 167-3172 (1001 amino acids)
Cellular component (GO): PRC1 complex; nucleus
Molecular function (GO): zinc ion binding; protein binding
Source: RefSeq, a predicted model, not a curated record
AACUUGGUGCUUCCUGCACAGGCCUCGCGUGCGUGCAACGGAGUCACCAGCUGUGUUUUUGCGGCAUUGCUGUGCAUAUAGAUGGUGAAGUUCCCAGUCGUCGUUCUGUGCCAGGUCUCUCUCUCCACGCCAUGCAGUGGUUUGAUUCAAGGACCACAGUGCAGCUAUGGAUACUGAACCAAACCCUGGAACAUCUUCUGUGUCAACAACAACCAGCAGCAGCACCACCACCACCAUUACCACUUCUUCCUCUCGAAUGCAGCAGCCUCAGAUUUCUGUGUACAGCGGCACAGACCGGCAUGCCGUGCAGGUGAUCCAGCAGGCGUUGCACCGGCCUCCCAGCUCAGCAGCCCAGUACCUGCAGCAGAUGUAUGCGGCUCAGCAGCAGCACCUGAUGCUGCACACCGCGGCGCUUCAGCAGCAGCACCUGAGCAGCUCCCAGCUGCAGAGCCUCGCUGCCGUUCAGGCAAGUUUGUCCAGUGGAAGACCAUCUACAUCCCCCACAGGAAGUGUCACACAACAGUCAAGUAUGUCCCAGACAUCUAUCAACCUCUCCACUUCUCCUACACCUGCACAGUUAAUAAGCCGUUCCCAGGCUUCCAGUUCUACCAGCGGCAGUAUUACCCAACAAACUAUGUUACUAGGGAGUACCUCCCCCACCCUAACGGCCAGCCAAGCUCAAAUGUACCUACGAGCUCAAAUGCUGAUUUUCACACCCGCUACCACUGUGGCUGCUGUACAGUCUGACAUUCCUGUUGUCUCGUCGUCAUCGUCAUCUUCCUGUCAGUCUGCAGCUACUCAGGUUCAGAAUUUAACUUUACGCAGCCAGAAGCUGGGUGUAUUAUCUAGCUCACAGAAUGGUCCACCAAAAAGCAGUAGUCAAACUCAGUCAUUGACAAUUUGUCAUAACAAGACAACGGUGACCAGUUCUAAAAUCAGCCAACGAGAUCCUUCCCCAGAAAGUAAUAAGAAAGGAGAAAGUCCAAGUCUGGAAUCAAGAAGCACAGCCGUCACCCGGACUUCAAGUAUUCAUCAGUUAAUAGCACCAGCUUCCUAUCCACCAAUUCAGCCUCAUCCUCUCAUAAAACAUCAGCAGAUUCCUCUUCACUCACCACCUCCCAAAGUUUCCCACCAUCAGCUUAUACUACAGCAGCAGCAACAACAACAGAUUCAGCCAAUUACCCUUCAAAGUCCAAGUCAAGACCCGCCCCCCUCCCAGCACUGCCUACCGCUCCCCAACCAUGGCCUUCCUCCAGGCCCCAGCAAUGCCCAGUCCCAGCACUGCUCGCCCAUUCAGAGUCACCCCCCUCCUUUAACCAUUUCUCCUGGCCAGUCCCAGUCAGCACAGCAGUCUGUGGUAGUCUCUCCCCCACCUCCCCACUCCCCGAGCCAGUCUCCGACUAUCAUCAUUCACCCUCAAGCACUUAUCCAGCCACACCCUCUCGUGUCCUCAGCUCUGCAGCCAGGACCCAGCUUGCAGCAGCCCACAACUAGCCAGGUGCAGCCCACAGCACAGCUGAACCUCCCAUCCCACCUGCCACUCCCAGCAUCCCCUGUUGUACACAUCGGCCCGGUUCAGCAGUCGGCUUUAGUGUCCCCGGGCCAGCAGAUUGUAUCUCCAACAUCACACCAGCAGUAUUCCACCCUGCAGUCCUCUCCAAUUCCAAUUGCCACCCCACCACAAAUGUCAGCAUCUCCCCCAGCACAGAUGCCACCACUGCCCUUGCCAUCCAUGCAGUCUUUACAGGUACAGCCUGACAUUCUGUCCCAGGGCCAGGUUCUGGUGCAGAAUGCCUUGGUGUCAGAAGAGGAUCUCCCGGCUGCAGAAGCUCUGGUCCAGUUGCCAUUUCAGACCCUUCCUCCUCCACAGACUGUGGCGGUAAACCUACAAGUGCAGCCACCAGCACCUGUUGAUCCACCAGUGGGAAUGCAUUUGAACCAGUGUCAUCUGCACAAAGUUUUUUCUCUUAAGGUCUAUCAAGUGGAAGAUGUGUGUGAGGAAGAAAUGCCAGAAGAGUCAGAUGAGUGUGUCCGCAUGGACAGAACCCCACCGCCCCCAACCCUGUCCCCUGCAGCCAUAACUGUGGGCAGGGGAGAAGAUCUGACUUCUGACCAUCCUUUAUUAGAGCAAGUGGAAUUACCUGCUGUGGCAUCUGUCAGUGCUUCAGUGAUUAAGUCUCCAUCAGAUCCUUCACAUGUUUCUUUACCUCCACCUCCACUGUUACUUCCAGCAGCUGCCACGAGGAGUAAUAGCACAUCUCUGUCGAAUAGCCUUUCCAAUCUAGAAAACAAACCUCCACAGGCUAUUGUGAAACCACAAAUCUUGACCCAUGUUAUUGAAGGCUUUGUGAUUCAGGAGGGGUUGGAGCCAUUUCCUGUGAGUCGUUCAUCUUUGCUUACUGAACAGCCUGUAAAAAAAAGACCCCUUUUGGAUAAUCAGGUGAUAAAUUCUGUGUGUGUCCAGCCAGAGCUACAGAAUAAUACAAAGCAUGCCGAUAACUCAUCUGACACAGAGAUGGAAGAUAUGAUUGCAGAAGAGACAUUAGAAGAAAUGGACAGUGAAUUGCUCAAGUGUGAAUUUUGUGGGAAGAUGGGAUAUGCUAAUGAAUUUCUGCGGUCAAAACGAUUCUGCACUAUGUCAUGUGCCAAAAGGUACAAUGUUAGUUGUUCUAAAAAGUUUGCACUUAGCCGCUGGAAUCGAAAGCCAGAUAAUCAAAGUCUCGGGCAUCGUGGACGCCGUCCAAGUGGCCCUGAUGGGGUGGCACGAGAACAUAUCCUCAGGCAGCUUCCAAUUACUUAUCCAUCUGCAGAAGAAGACUUGGUCUCUCAUGAAGACUCUGUGCCAUCCGCUAUGACAACUCGGCUGCGCAGGCAGAAUGAGCGGGAACGAGAGCGUGAGCUGCGGGACGUGAGACUGAGGAAAAUGCCCGAGAAUAGUGACCUGCUGCCAGUCGCACAGACUGAGCCAUCCAUAUGGACGGUUGACGACGUGUGGGCCUUCAUCCACUCUUUGCCUGGCUGCCAGGAUAUCGCAGAUGAGUUUCGAGCACAGGAAAUUGAUGGACAGGCCCUCCUCUUGCUCAAAGAAGACCAUCUUAUGAGUGCAAUGAAUAUCAAGCUCGGCCCAGCCCUAAAGAUUUGUGCACGCAUCAACUCUCUGAAGGAGUCCUAACAGGAACACAGAGCAUUAAGAGUGCUGUGGUUUUACUCUUUUCAAAUAAACUUGAAAAGUAAAAGGCUCAGGUUGGCCGAGCAUAUUACACUCAGUUGUGGUGAGUAGCCAAGCACAUUGGGAUCUCCACAACAAAUGCUGACAUUUCUUCUACAGACUGAGAACCCUUCAUCCAUUAUUCAUCAUUAGCCGACAUUGUUGAAAUUGAUUUUGAAGGUCAGCACAACAUUGAAAGACUUUCUCACAGGGCCAUAAUAUUUUUUCAAAGGCUUGUUGUACUCCAUAAUUUUUUUAAAGGUGAUGUUUAUCACUGAUACAAAGAAUUGUUUUCAAAGUAAUUUGAUGAUUUACUUUUCUGAUUUUUUGAUUCAGUUUUCAUACACAUUUUUCUACCCUAAAAUUGUUUCUAUAGUUGGAUCAUAAGAACUAAAAGUUAGGAAUAAUUCAGGAGCCCAGUGACUGGGACUGUAUGCAGUGAGAUAAUCAGUAUGCACUCAGAUAACAUGUCAGACAAACUGCUUUGCCUAUUAAGAAAGGAUUGCAUUCUAGCAUCAAUAAUUCUAGCCUGGAAGUCAGAAGAGUUGGUUUCUACUCCCAAAUUGACCAUGAAUUUGGUGUGACUGAGUUGGUUUUUGUACAUUUAGUAAGAGCAGUGGUUCUCAGUCUUGUCCUCCAGUGAACAUUCGGGAAUGUCUAGGGGCAUUUUGGUUGUUAUAAACUGGGGGUUUGGGGGAGGGUUGCUGUUAAUACUUAGCACUUGGAGGCCAGCAGUAUUGCUAAAUAUUAUAUGCUGCACGGGGUGGGGGGGGGGGACCUUCAAAGCAGAGUUACCUGACCCAAAAUGUCAGUAGUACAAGGUUGAGAAACCCUAAUGGAAGAGUGAUUAAGUGCUGCCUCUUUUUACCCAAAGAUAUAUUUUGAAAAGAUGAAACACAAUAAGGAAUGCAUUAUACAAUGAAGGUAUUUCAGGUAGCACUAAUGCUCUGCUAAAGGAUGUCCUUCGUUUUCUAAAAUGCAUACUUGGGGAUGAAAAAAAGGAAUACCAGUAAUGUGUGCUCCUCUGCACUACUGAGGGCAUACUACGAUUCUAUUUUAUGAGUCGGUGUGUAUGUAGCCUUUACUGGCAGGGAAAUAGCUUGUAGCAAAUAUAUAGCUGCUCUUUGGAUUUUUUUUUUCUGAUGUUGAGAGUGCCAGGUCUAGCUAGAAUGCACAUUUUCUUUUUCUUGAUUAAUAAACUCUUGCAUGCUUCCUGCAAAAAGCACUUACCAAUGACAGCUCUUAUGAUCAGAUCUAAUUUUGUUUGUACAUAUUUUAAGGAAAAUGUUAAAAAGCAGAAACCUUUGAUUGAAGAGUUAAUAUUCUGUAGAAUGAUGGCACUAAAACAAAAUCGUUUGUGGAAGCCUCAAGAGCUUUACAGCUCUAGACAUAAAAAUCUAUUUUAAUUGUUACCACAUGAUUGAGAUGGCUUAAUAAUUGAAAUACAGUCUAUAAAUACCUAAAUAUAUGGCAGAAGUUCAAUAAGUGGGAAGAGCCCCUAGGUUUUCCAGUCAUUGUCACUGAUCUUUUCAAAAAAGAUUGUGUUGAGAUUUAGUCGAAGACUAAAGAUGUCACUAAAGACAUCACAGAUAUUUAUCUUUUGGCUUUGUGUACAUUCGAGAAUGUUAAUUAUUUUUAUACAAAUACAGCGGGUAAUUUUUUUAAGCUUUAGAUGCCUCUUGUUUGAAUGUAUGCUUUGUGGGAUUCUUUUGUGUAGUAAUGGUUUAAAGAACAAAAAAAAAAAUUGUUUACUAAUAGUUCCAUGUAGGAGUAGAAUGUGUAAUCUAGUAUAAGGCUCCUGGUCCAGACCUACAGUAGUUUAUAGUCUGUGUUACAUAUUUCUUUAUCUCACAUUUUUAGUAAUUGGACUAACCUUUCAAGGGAAGGUGGGUACUCUCUACUCUGUUUUCAUUUCCUAACAGUUCAUUAUGACAGUUUUCACCCUCAUCUCACAAUUUCGUGACAUCAGUACAGACCAAGUAUUAGUACACUACUGUACAGGGAGCAGAGCUCUAAAGAAAAGCUCCCCAAGAGUUGAGACUUUAUUAUAGGUAAUCCAAAAACAAUUAACACAGAGUUGACUAUCAGGGGUAACUCCCCUAGCAAUUAUGGUUAGCUCCCAGAAGUACAUAUGUAUGACCUUUAAGGUAUUAACUCUGUUAUAGUUCCUUCUUUUAUAUACUCCUUCUAGAAUUUGGUUGUUAUGUACUUAAACUGAAGGCCCUUGUGCCUAGCACUGUGUUAAUUAUCCAAGGGAAUUCACAAGAGGGGUUUCCAUUUGAGCACCUUAUAAUCUUAAAUAUUAUAAUAAUUGUAAGAAUAGUUCAGAACUUGUCCCCACUCAAAAUAUGCCUAUAUUAUACACUUGUAGUUUUCUUUGAAGUGAAUGGUUGGACAUAAAAAUGGAUUGUUUGCUUUUUAACUUCAGUCCCCCUUGUUGGUGGAGUGGGGUUGUUUUUGUUUUGUUGCUCUUUAUAAAAACCUUGUUUCUUAUUGAUAAUAACACUGAGUGGUCACCUCCUGAGCUUUCAGCACAGCUUCAGCAUGAGCAUGGUGGGAGAGCUAGUGAGAGGGAAAACAAGCAGGAAGAAGGCCCAAGGAUUCUUUUAUUUAUUUUUUUUUUAUUUCUUUAUUGGGGGAUGAAUACUUUACAUUCAACAGUAAAAACAAUAGUUUGUACAUAACUUUUCUCAGUUUUCUACAUAACAAUACAACCCCCACUAGGUCCUCUGUCAUCAUUUUUGGACCUAUACUCUCGUCCCCACCCACCUGAGUCUUUUACUUUGGUGUGAUACACCAGCUCCAGUUCAGUUCAGGUUCUACUCAUGUUUUCUCUUCUGAUCUUGUUUUUCAACUUCUGCCUGAGAGUGAGAUCAUCCCAUAUUCAUCAAGGGAUUCUACUUUUACUACCUAAGUUUGCCUCUUCUGACUUUUUUUUUUUAUAACCGAUGCACUCUUUUCCCCUUGAAAAAAUACCUUACAAGUUUGAAAUCAUAUUUGCUUUAAGUCACAUAUCUAUAUGAAAGUAAAUAAAAACAAACAAAAGGUAAACAUGAUCUUUCACAUGACAUGGCUUUUCACUGUGUAGGCAUAUGCCUGACACUGUACAGCCAUGAAGCUUUGAUAUAAUCAGUGCCUAUGAGAUGGUGUUGCUCCAAAAAUCUGUCACACUGUAAGUAGCAUAUAACUAUUUCCAUAUUGGUACAUUUAAGUUGCUGUGGCAUCCUCUAAACAGGCUUCUUUUUAAGUCCUAGUGAAAAAGGUGUCUUCUAGGAGAGAAGGCAGGGUGGGAGUUCAGAAAUGCUGCAGAAAUUUGAGAAUGGGAAAGAGGCAGAUGUGGAGACCUGCAUCUUAGUUUAUCCUACUUUGACACUGAGGAAACAGUUCUGCACUUUUGAAUAUUCAUAUCUGUAUCUGUUUGAAAUAGAAAUGCUGUAUUUGGGGGGUAGCCCACUGCUUUCGUUCCCUGCUGUGCUGAAGCACAACUGACUACAUAGCAUCAGUUUUGUUGCCACUAUUCCUUUGAUCACUUGACAUACCCAGUCUUCAUUAUUCAAGUGUGGUCUGUAGUCAGACUUUUAUUCAGAUACCAGCCUCUGAGUGAAAUCUGUCACAGUGCCCCAUCUCACUAAUUUGUUGGGUUCAAAGACCCAUUAUUGGCAUCUGCAGGGUUUGCCAUCAUUGUGGCCCAGGGCAGGCAGAGAGGCAAUAUAUAGAUGUUUAGUCUUAGCUUGUAUUUGUGUGACAAAGUUUGGAAGGAAUUGACUGCCUUGCAGCAGACAUGUGAAUGAUGCUAUCCUAAUAGCCAUAUGGAAUGGGUGAAACUCCUGACUGGACAUUGAUGAGACAUCUUCAAGAUACAUUUUUUUAACUAGAACAGCCUUAUUGUGUGCUUUUUUUUUUUUUUUAAGACCAGAGUACCUCUCAGCUGUAGUUUUUCUUUUUUAAAAUUUUUAUUAUUUUUUUAAAAAUAGAAACAGCUAGAAAUUGAGUGGGGGAGAUAGAGAGGGAGAGUCAGAAAGACACCUUCAGCCCUGCUUCACCACUCACAAAGCUUUCCCCCUGCAGAUGGGGACCAGGGGCUUAAACCCAGGUCCUUGCACAUUGCAACAGGGGAAUUCAACCAGGUGUGCCACUACCGCCCCGUGUUAUGUUCUUUGAAAGCUCUCCCUUUGUGAAUGGCAGGAGCUUGUGUGGGCUGGCAUUGAGCACUCACUCACCCGCAACCCCCAGAAGACUCCUCUCAUCCUGAAAAUCAUGUGCUUAACUAGAUCUUUCCUUGAAAAUCCUUAGAGAGAAUUGUGGAAACUAUGUGUGAUGACUGUUUCCUGUGUAUCACAUAGGCAGGGCCUUGAGGGCCACUUCCAAGGAGGGAAGAUAAGGAGGGUGAGGAGGUAGAGAACAGAAGCAUUCCAGAUCCAAGAGGACAGGACAGUCAACUGAGUGAGACCUAUGGUAGUUCAGAAUAGUAAAUUGUAGGGCGAUGGGUUAAUGAUUAUGCAGAGACUCCUAUGCCUGAGGCUCCAAAGUCCCAGGUUCAAUCCCCCGCACCACCAUAAGCCAGAGCUGAGCAGUGCUCUGGUAAUAAAAAAAAAAGAAGAAAGAAAGAAAAAGAAAGAAAGGAAGGAAGGAAGGAAGGAAGGAAGGAAGGAAGGAAGGAAGGAAGGAAGAAACUCUAGCAGAAUAGUAAGUUGUAAUUGUUGGAGUCCCAUUAUAGCAACAGACAGGUUAUAUACUUUUUAUUAUGUCAAGAUUUAUCUGCCAUCAAGUUCAUUUUGUUCAUUAUCAAGUGACCCUAUAGAGACAUAGAUCUUAGUAGUUCCAGUGAUGCUUACAGUUAGUGGUUCCUGAUCUGAAAAAGGUGACUACUAUAGUUGGAAGAUUGUCAAAAACCCAAAGGUUAUCAGAAAUCACAAGGAGAGAAUUUAUUGUCAGAUACCACAGUUGAACCAGCACUAUAAGUUUUUAUAAAGGAAGGUACUUUUAAGAUGCUACUUGUUCGGUUGUGUCCUAGUUAAAAAGUUGGAGAAUUAAGAGGUAUGUUUCCCUUUGACUUGUGUGGCUUUCAGUAAACACUAGCCUACCUCUGCUUCUUGGGUGCACACUAGUGUGGAUCCCGAAAUGACCAUUUAUCCAUAUUCACCAUUACUGGUAUUUUACAAAUAAAUCUAGAACAUUUUAUUUCAUAUUUUAGAUUGUGCUUCAACUUAGAUAAGCACAAAUACAGUAUAUGCAGUCUUGCUAUAAUGGAAUUUCAGCCUGUAUAUCUUUGUUUUGUUUUUGUUUGUUUGACCAGAGCACUGCUCAGCUCUGGCUUAUCCUGGUGCGGGGGAUUGAACCUGGACCAUGAAGCCUCAGGCAUGAAAGUUUUUUGUUUGUUUUGUUUUGUUUUGUUUUUUGCAGAAUCGUUAUGCUAUCUCCCCAGCCUAAGCUUGUAUAUCUUUGAAAAAAAAUUUAGAAAGAUACCCUGGCAAGUAGUUUAUAAGACAUAUCAUUAUAUAGUUUGAUUCUUAGCAGCUCUGUAGACAUUUCUUGAAUAAAAAAAAAUCAUUGCAAAUUAUAUCCUCAUAAUUGAGAAAAAUUUCCUAAAUUAGAAAAAUUAAACUUUGCCUAUUAUUUUUAAAGCUUAUUUAAUCUAGUUUAAAUUAAUACAAGAAAUUUUAAAGCACCAAUAAAGGUAUACUUACCAUCAUAUUUCAUAGUAAAAUACUGACUUUCUCUAAACUUUUACUUUACUGCACAUACAUAAAAGGAGUCUUACUCCACCCCUCACUCCUCCCCCUUCCCCUCCAUCUUUGAGUCCAACAUCUCUAAUGAAAUUUGCCUGUUCUACUUUAAUACAGGUACACAUUUCUCUUAAGUUCCAUAUUGAUGACACCUUUAGGGCAGUGAUUUUCAUGAAUGUCUCAUUUCCCCCCUUUUAUAACUUGAGACCAUUUAAUCUCAUUUAAAGAUGACAACUUAGAAGAGGUUCACUGAACACAGUUCUAUUGCCCUGCAAAGGGACAGCUGCUCUCAGAAGGAUUAUGGCAUCAGUAUAACCCCUACAAAGAAAACCCAUGCAAGGGCAUUUGAAAACAGUGUUGUUUGAAAGGGGCACAGUAAGAAAUGGAUUUUAAUUUGGUAAAAGAACUCAAUAUACACUUUCAAGAUGAACUGAAAACAUGGAUAUGCUGGCAUGGCAUAGUGUUACAUGUACAUACAUGACUUCAGUGGUCUUAAGGAUUGACAAUAGACGUGGUUCAUUGGAUUAAAAGUUAUAGGGAAUAUUAUCAGUGUUAUGUCCAUGUUUUACGGCGUAUACAUAUGAUGCAGGUGAAAACUAUUACUAAGUAUGGGACUGGUAGUGAAAUAGGCACUGGCCUAUUUUAGAAAGAAAGAACUUUUUAUAAGUCUUGCCUCAAGUGAAUCAAAUACCCAGUGUUUAUAAUCCUUGUUUUGAAUACUAAGGUGUAAAGUGGUAAUUCUUUUUGUUUUCAAUAAUAACUAAUCUUCCACAGUAAAUAAUAAAUGCACAUAAUCGAUGACUAUGACAAAUGAAGAUAAAAUACUGGCUGAGGAGACUGGGGUAAACUUUAUUUCUGGUUGGUGUGGUAGCUGUAUGUGACACCCAAAGCAGUUACUUAGCUUUUCUUCUGGAGGAAACCACUAUGGAGCCUUUAUAACUCAAAAUGUUGGUUGUGGUUUAAAUCAUCCAGGGGCCUCCUAGCUCUAAAACUAUGAUCCCAAGUCUCAUAAUAGGGUAUUUUAGAAGUUGCUCUUACUUAAUGAUUUCUCUUUUCAUGGUUCAGUUUAUACUUAAAAGUUUUGGUUAAAAAACAUUCUGAAGUGUUUAUUCCCUGGGGUACCUAUAAUUUUUACUCUCCUAAGGAUCAAGGUAGAAAAUGCAUAUAGACAAGAGAGGACAAUUCCCAGAAAUACUCACACCAGUUGUCCUGCUGAAAAAUUUGAACAGGUGAGCACAAGCAUGUCAGCAUUCAUUGUGUAUAGUUAGUGUUGUGUGUGACAAAGAACUGUGGCUGUGGCCUAAACAAAUACGGAGAUAAUUACCACUACGUAAUAUCCUGGAUAUAAAGUUGGAGCUGGGGAGAGAGGUGUUUUUAUGUUUUGGGCAGAGGAUUAAUCUGUAGCAUUUAAGGACUUUAGGGCUCUGAAUCACACCACAAUUCCUAUAACACCUCUCAGAUGCAAAACAUCAGCCAACUGUAUACUUGAUUCGGUCACAAAAUUGAGGGCACCUAGUAGUUUCCAUUAUGAGACUGAUGUGAAAACCCAUUAUUUCUCAGAAUUAUUCUGGGACUUGAAUUGUCCAGAGGUAGUGUGAGAUGGGGUGCAUAACCACAGAUUGAAAGGAGAUGGUGUGACUUAGCAUACAUGUGUAUGUGCAAAAGCUUUAUCCUAGUGUCCACUUUAUAAAGUAGAAACAUCUUAAGGGAGAUCCCUGAACAAGUUCAUAGCAAGAAAUAGUAUACAAAAGAAAUGUUAUUAUAGAUAAUUAUGUUCUAGAAAGCACAUAGACAUUUAGAAGCAUUUCCUAUAAAUUGCAGAAGUGAUCGACACUGAAGAGUCCCCUGCAGGAAUUGUUGAAUAUUUGUUUGUAAACAGUGAGUGGGAGAAUGACCAGUUGAAAGGUUCCUUGAGACCUGGGGAUUCUGUGAAUUGCCCAGUGAUUCCUGUGAUGUAUCUUAACACCAUCACCUGAAACUGUAACAUUCUCCAUAAAGAUAUACAGUGAAAACCUCUAAUGUUUAGGAGGUCUUUUAGCACAGACAACAGGGAAGUGUUCAUGUAAGGACCACUUGAAAACAGGAACAGACCUCAGACUAAUUGAUAGUUUGGAUUAAAGUUUUGUCUCACCCCCACCCCACGAUGGGACUGGUGAAAGUUCACUUUUAAAAUGUUUUAUUUAUAUGCCAUUUCGAGUAUGUGACACUGUUCAAGUAUUUAUCACAGAGCUUUUUGUAUAUGUACUUUUUUUUUUAAUCAGUGGUGUCCACAAAAGGUAGUAUAAUUUUAUAUCAUUUCCAUGGUGUUUAACUAGAUUGCUAGUCACCUCUUUUAAAUGCUCUUUUGUCUUUAUUUGUCCAAGGGGGGGAAGGUCUGAGUAAAGUACAGAAACUCCUCUAGGAGUAAGCUGGUGGUGAGGGCUGGCUUGUAGACAGGCGCCUGACAGGUACUGGCUGACAUUUCAAGCCUGUUUGUGCAAUUAGUGUGUGUGUGUGUCCAUUUGUUUUUUGUUAACUGAACAAAGACCAGUCACGAUGUAAUUUUAUCUUAAUUUCUAUUGCUUUUAAGCACAUGUUAAUUGAUUUUUCAUUCUUUUUUUGAUGGUUCCUUCUGUCAUUUAAAAUAGGCCUUUGUUGAACUCUUAAAAGCUGGUGAUGAACAAAGUAUCACCAAGGGAAAUGGCUAACCAAUGUUAACAUUAUUCGUAGAUGUCUCCUUUCCAUUGGGUAUUGUUUCAGAGUCCUCCUUCAGAAAUGAAAUAGUUUUUUAGCACUCUUAGCAUUAGCAUUUCUAGAUUGGUGUCUCUAGCUAUGGUUUUUUUUUUUUUUUUAAAGUAUAACCUGGAAAUGAAGUUAAUUUUGAUUUUAUAAGAGCACAUCAUUAUCUAUGUAAAAAGAUUGUUCAUUUGGUGUAUUUUUUUUUAAAAAAAGCACUUUCAUACUAACAAGUAGCAUGUGUAUGAAUUUUAGAUUUUCAUAUUUGUUGUGUCUGUAUCCAGUGAAGUAAAAUUGAGCUUUCAGACGUUUGUUGAUGGCAACAUUAACUAUUAAAUUGAAGCACCUUAUACUCUGCUGCUUAAACUUGCUUGUAAUUGCACCUUUGUUAUCUGCACAUUUCCACAUAGACUAUUGUAGCACUGCUUCAUGUGGGUCUGGAUGGAAGGUUAGUGGGCCUGCAGGAUCAUUAAUUUAUAUUGUUUAUAUUACAAUAAUAUAUUGUAGACCAGUUGUAAGUUCAUUUCUUUACAAAUAAAAGCCUCUUCCAUUUGG